UUAGAUUCAUGUUAUUGUCUUCCAAACAUAUCACAAACCCUCCAAAAUAACCAUCAUCUUGCACUCAUUUUGCCUCACAAUCAUUCUUUUUUUGUUUACCUCAUCCGCAUGAUCAUAUCAUAUCCUCCCUCUCUCUAGUCUCUACCCACCCCCUUACUAUAUAUAUGUCUAUAUACAUACUCACUCUCCUGUACAAAUCCAUCACACUUCGAAUUUCACACACUACACACACUUACAGUUCUUCUUCGAAGCUCAGAACAUCCUAAUUCUUGAUCAUCGAAGAAAAAAAUUAUUCGAUCGAAUGGCGGUCUCCGGGUUCGAAGGCUUCGAGAAGAGAGUCGAGCUCCGAUUCUCCGGCCACGAUCCGAAGGCCGGAGAAAAGGGGCUCCGGCGGAUUGACUUCUCUAAAAUAGAGAAAGUAUUGCAUGCGGUGCAGUGCACCGUGGUCUCGGCGGUGGGCAACACGCGCUUCGACGCGUACGUGUUGUCCGAGUCGAGCCUGUUCGUGUACCCCACAAAGAUCAUCAUCAAGACAUGUGGGACCACACAGCUCCUCAAAUCCAUCCGUCCGUUGGCGGACCACGCUGCUACGGUGGGCCUCACCCUGUGCGGGUGCAGGUACACCCGCGGGAGCUUUAUCUUCCCCCACGCGCAGCCGCACCCGCACACCUCCUUCAAGGAGGAGAUUCUCUUCCUCGAGGAGAAUCUCCCCGAGAAUCUCUCCAUCAAAAAGGCGGCGGUUUUGAAAUCCAAAUCCGCCCACAAAUGGCACGUGUUCACCGCGUGCGACCCCGCUGCUGCGGUGGACGCGCGCGCAGGGGAUUAUUGCGACUCCGGGUUUUUCACGGUCGAGAUUUGCAUGACCGAAUUGGACCGGGUUCUGGCCAGGAACUUCUUCCGCCGGUUCAAGGACGGGAAAACCGGCGACUCGGCCGGUUCGGAGAUGACGGACGUGACCGGUUUGAGGGGCGUGAACCGGCACGCGCUCGUGUGCGACUACGCCUUCGACCCCUGCGGCUACUCGAUGAACGGGGUCGACGGGGCCCGCUACUCCACGGUCCACGUGACGCCCGAGGACGGGUUCAGCUACGCCAGCUUCGAGUCGGUCUACGUGGACCGGGAGGAGUUCAUCGAGGCGCUGCAGAAGGUGGUCAAGGUCUUCCGCCCGGCCGCGCUGUCCGUCUCGACCACUUGCGCGGCCGGGCGGGAGGUCUGGAGGGGGGCCGCGAAGGCCCUCGAGCCCCUGGGGCUGAGGGUCCGGAGCCGCGCGGCCGACGAGUUCCCGGACGCUGGGACCGUAGUCUUUCAGACGUUCGCGGCUCGUCGGAAGUAGGCCCGGGGUGUCCACGUGGCAUGUGAAGAUUAGUGGGCCUAGGUGGAAUUCUUUUUUCUUUUUAUUUUUUUUACUCUUUUUUUUUUGUUAGGGGAUAUGAAUAUUGAUCAUGCAUGCUAAUUGAUGUCAUUGCAUGGAUGAUGGGAUCUCAAAUGUGGGGUUGACUUUGUCUAGAAGAGAAAUGUUGGCAAAAAAAAAUAGUGAUAUAAUGAAGGAAGGAUGAUGUGGGAAUGUGGUUGUAGAUGGUAUUGGGUUCAUCAUAAUAUUGCACCCCACUUGAAUAUGGCACGCCUAGAACAAUUUUUUUGAGAUAUAAGUACUAUAUUUAUCAGAGUUAGUGGGGUUGGGGGAUCUAUGAAAAGUGCUCUAAAUAUAUGUAAUUUUUUCCAUGUUUAUAUGAACUUUCUACCAUCUCUCU
Messenger RNA from Salvia hispanica, 1751 nucleotides. Lineage: Eukaryota; Viridiplantae; Streptophyta; Magnoliopsida; Lamiales; Lamiaceae. The record is from RefSeq and is a predicted model, not a curated record.